GACCGACUUGCGUAGUCUUCGCACGGCGUCCACAGUCCGCCCGCUCUCUCUCUCUCUCUCUCUCUCUCCCUCCCUCUAUGGCCGGCCGGAGGGGAGAAGAGGAAACCGGGAUCGUUGUCGUCGGGACCGCAGCGCCUGUGGAGGCCGCGGCUAUGAUUUAACCCCGGGGGGAGGGGGGAGCGGCGAGGGGGGACCCGGGAGAACGACGACGGGUGAACGCGGGCAGAGGAGCGAGCAGCAGCAGCAGCCGCCGCCGCUGGAGAUGUGCUGUCGGGCCGAGGUUGCGGCGGUAUCCCUGUCUAGGCCUGGACUGAGCAGAUUGUUCUGAGAGGAAGCGGAUAACAAACAGGGGAAGUGAACAUGGCUGGGACCUCUGGCUUCUUUUCCAACGGACCUGUGCCGUGGAUGGACAACGACACGGAGAUGAACAACCUGUACCGAGACCUGGAGCUGGGCACAGUACUGACGCUGUUUUAUUCCAAGAAGUCCCAGCGGCCGGAGAGAAGGACAUUUUUAGUCAAGCUGGAGACCCGGACCAUUGUCUGGACUCGGAGCACGGAUAAAAUAGAGGGAGAGAUCGACAUCCGGGAGAUAAAGGAGAUCCGUCCCGGACAGAAGUCCCGGGACUUCGAGCGCUAUGUGGAGGACUCGGCGGCUCGCCUGGAUCAGGCUCACUGCUUCGUCAUCCUGUACGGCACCGAGUUCCGCCUCAAAUCGCUCAGCCUGGCAGCGACGUCGGAUGAGGAGAUGACCAUGUGGGUGAAGGGGCUGAACUGGCUGGUGGCCGACACGCUCAAGUCUCCAACGCCGCUUCAGAUAGAAAGGUGGUUACGGAAGCAGUUUUACGCAGUUGAUCGCAACAGAGAAGACAGGAUAUCCUGUAAGGAUCUGAAGAGCAUGCUGAGCCAGGUCAACUACAGGGUGCCCAACAUGAGGUUCCUCCGAGAGAAACUUCCGGACUCAGAGUUGAGGAACGGAGACGUGUCCUUCAGCCAGUUCGCCCAGCUGUACCGUAGCCUCAUGUUUGAUGCUCAGAAAAACAUGGAACUCCCAUUUCUACAAAGGUUCGCCGACAGACCAGAACAGAGGAUCUCCUUAGAAGACUUCAAGAACUUCCUUCUGGAUUCCCAAAAGGAGCAGUGGGCCACAGACAACAACAAGGUGCAGGAGUUUAUGUUCAGCUACCUGAAAGACCCCCUGAGAGAGGUGGAGCAGCCUUAUUUCCAUCAAGACGAGUUUCUCACCUACCUGUUCUCCAAGGAGAACACCAUCUGGGACUCGUCUCUGGACCAGGUCUGUCCAGAGAACAUGAACAACCCGCUGUCCCACUACUGGAUCUCCUCAUCGCACAACACCUACCUGACGGGAGACCAGUUUUCCAGCGAGUCGUCUCUGGAGGCGUACGCUCGCUGUCUGCGGAUGGGCUGCCGCUGCAUUGAACUGGACUGCUGGGAUGGUCCAGACGGAAUGCCAGUCAUCUACCACGGACACACCCUCACGACAAAAAUCAAGUUUUGCGAUGUGCUGACCACCAUCAAGGAGCACGCCUUCGUCACGUCCGACUAUCCCAUCAUCCUGUCCAUCGAGGACCACUGCAGCAUCGUGCAGCAGAGGAAUAUGGCCACCCACUUCAAGAAGGUGUUCGGGGACAUGCUGCUGACCAAGGCGGUGGAUAUCGCCGCAGACGGUCUGCCCUCACCCACCCAACUCAAGAGGAAGAUCCUCAUCAAGCAUAAGAAGCUCGCAGAAGGCAGUGCCUACGAGGAGGUGUCCACCUCCACUCCUUACUCAGAGAACGACAUCAGCAACUCCAUCAAAAAUGGCAUCCUGUACCUGGAAGAUCCCAUCAACCAUGAGUGGUACCCUCAUUUCUUUGUCCUGACCAGCAGUAAAAUCUACUACUCAGAGGAGACCUCCAGUAAUCAGGGCAACGACGACGAAGAGGAGCACAGAGAGGUCUCCAACGGUAUGGACCAGCACGUGACGGAGAAGUGGUUCCACGGAAAGCUCGGCGCCGGCCGGGACGGGCGGCAGAUCGCCGAGAGGCUGCUGUCCGAGUACUGCCUGGAGACCGGCGCUCCGGACGGUUCCUUCCUGGUCCGAGAGAGCGAGACCUUCGUGGGCGACUACACGCUGUCCUUCUGGCGCUCGGGCCGCGUGCAGCACUGUCGCAUCCACUCCCGGCAGGAGGCGGGCAGCCCCAAGUUCUACCUGACCGACAACCUGGUGUUCGACACGCUCUUCGCCCUCAUCAACCACUACCAGCAGGUGGCGCUGCGCUGCAACGAGUUCGAGAUGAAGCUGACCGAGCCGGUGCCGCAGACCAACGCCCACGAGAGCAAAGAGUGGUACCACGCCAACCUGUCCAGGAGCCACGCGGAGAACAUGCUGAUGAGGGUUCCCCGUGACGGCGCUUUCCUGGUCAGGAAGAGGGCGGAGCCCAACUCCUUCGCCAUUUCGUUCAGGGCCGAGGGGAAGAUCAAGCACUGCCGCGUGCAGCAGGAGGGUCAAACCGUGGUGCUGGGAACCUCCGAGUUUGACAGCCUGGUGGAUCUCAUCAGCUACUACGAGAAGCAUCCCCUGUACCGCAAAAUGAAGCUGCGCUACCCCAUCAACGAGGACACACUGGAGAAGAUCGGCACUGCUGAGCCGGACUACGGGUCGCUGUACGAGGGCAGGAACCCCGGAUUCUACGUGGAGGCGAAUCAGAUGCCGACGUUCAAGUGCACGGUGAGAGCCAUGUACGAGUACAAGGCCCAGAGAGACGACGAGCUCUCCUUCACCAAGAACGCCAUCAUCUCUAAUGUGGACAAGCAGGAAGGAGGAUGGUGGAAGGGAGACUGCGGAGGGAAGAAGCAGCUCUGGUUUCCCGCCAACUACGUGGAGGAGAUCAGCCCGUCAGCAGCCGAGCCCGACAGGACGGAGAUGACAGAGAACAGCCCUCUGGGGGAUCUGCUGAGAGGAAGCGUGGACGUGUCUUCCUGUCAGAUCGUGGUGCGUCCCGACGGGAAGGGCAGUCGGCCUCACGUCUUCUCCCUGGUGCCCAACACGUCCAUGCGGACCGGCCCGGUGCUGGAGGUCGCCGCCAGCAGCCUGGAAGAGCUCAAGGAGUGGGUGUUCAAGAUCCGCGAGGUCACCAUGACUUCAGAGGCCAAAUUGGAGGAGGGGAAGAUGAUGGAGAGGAGGAAGAAGAUCGCACUGGAACUGUCAGACCUGGUCAUCUACUGCCGACCUGUGCCGUUCGAUGAAGACAAGAUCGGCACGGAGCGAGCCUGUUUCCGGGACAUGUCGUCCUUCCCGGAAACCAAGGCGGAGAAGUACGUCAACAAGAUCAAGGGGAAGAAGUUCCUGCAGUACAACCGGCUGCAGCUCUCCAGGAUCUACCCCCGAGGUCAGAGGCUGGACUCCUCCAACUACGACCCGCUGCCCAUGUGGCUCUGCGGCUCCCAGCUGGUGGCGCUCAACUUCCAGACCGCAGACAAGCCCAUGCAGAUGAACCAGGCCCUGUUCAUGCUGAACGGACGCAGCGGCUACGUCCUGCAGCCGCCCAUCAUGAGGGACGACCACUUCGACCCCUUCGACCGACACACGCUGCGAGGCCUGGAGCAGGUCACUCUGGAGAUAGAGGUCCUGGGCGCCCGGCACCUCCCCAAACACGGCCGCGGCAUCGUCUGCCCCCUGAUCGAGAUCGAAGUGUGCGGGGCGGAGUACGACAGCGCCAAGCAGAAAACCGACUCCGAAGCCGAUAACGGUCUGAACCCCACGUGGCCGCGGAAGCCGUUCCAGUUCACCGUGUGCAACUCCGCCUUCGCCUUCCUGCGCUUCGUGGUGUACGAGAUCGACAUGUUCAGCGACCAAAACUUCCUGGCUCAGGCGACAUUCCCCAUCCACGGACUCAAGACCGGUUACCGGUCGGUCCCUCUGAAGAACAGCUACAACGAGGACCUGGAGUUGGCGUCGCUGCUGGUGCACAUGGACAUCAUCAGAGGCAGGGAUGAGAACGGGGAGGUUCUGAGUCCGUUCCUGGCGGCCGGAGCCACGUCGACGGCGUCGGCCCAGGCGGGCCGGGAGCGCUUCGGGGAGCUGGGCUCCGUGUCGUCCUCGUCCUCCAUGUCCCCGCUGCCCCAGUCCCCCCCGCAGGCCCAGGCUCAGGCGGCGGCGGCAGCGGCGGCGGCGGCGUACCGGGGGAGGGAGGGCUCCUUCGACUCCCGCUACCAGUCCCCCAUCGACGACUUCAGGGUGUCCCAGGAGGCGCUGCUGGACCACAUGGAUCCCCAGAACAGGAGGAUGUUGCGGAGGACCAGAGUGGGCGGAGAAAACCGCGUCUAAGUCCAAGCCAAUCAGGAAGCGUUUCUGUUGCACCCCCCCCCCCCCCCCCCCCACUCCCCACAAGCCGCCUCCGCGCCCCCCACCCCCCCCACCCCACCCACCCACCCUCUACCCGUACUGAUGAUGUCACUGACUGCUGUGAACACUGUUUCCAUGGAAACGCCCACCACCGCUUUGGCCUACAUUUCAGGCAGCUCUCCCUCCCUCCCCCCUCCCUCCACACCGCUCGCCUGAAGGGAAGGAGGGACCCGGACCAGUGGGGGUGGGGCGGGUGGUGGUGGAAAGGGGGGGGGGGGGCCUCGCUGAGAGGAAGCCGACCGCCACAGACAGGAAGACGAGACUGACAGCGGUGGAUCAGUGGACGUGCCGGGCGCGGAGGGAAAGAGAGAGCUGUACAUGGUGUCAGUUCCAAACUCUUUUCACUUCACUUUCUUUGCUCUUCUCUAUUUGGCGUAUAUGAAAAAAAAAAAAACCAACAAAAAACAAAUAUAUAUAUAUACAUAUAUAUAUAUAUUUAUUCCUGCUGUGCUGUUGGCCGGAGAUCAGCAGCGGCUGACCUGCUCUCAAAGAGCUCCCGUCUCCAUGUUUUUAAUUAUUAUAAUUAUUUAAACCUUUAAACAUUCAUAAUGUGACUUCUCAUUUUUAAUUGUAUAUGUGUCAAACAUGAGGGCUCUCUAUGGCUGUUUUUAAUGUCUCUCUCUCUCCUCCGCUUUAGAGCGCCUCCGGUUUAACUCCGACCCAAAACCUGGAGCGAUAUUAACGAGUUUUGUUUAUAUAUAUAUAUAUAAAGCAUCAGGAAGAAGCCAGUUCAUGUUGGAAGUAUUGCGAGAGCAGGCGGCGUCGUAUGCUACACUUAUAAACAGGCGUUUGUGUUUUAGUAUUUCUAACUUACAUUCCGAAAAAAGAAGGAAAAAAAAAAGAGACACGCCACAAAACUGCACAUCAUUCCAUUUUUUGGCAUCUUUUACAAAGCCAGUCACGCUCACUGAGACGCCGGCGCCGCUCGGUGAGCGUCGAGCAUCUCGCACCCCCCCCCCACUCAAGUGACGGCGUAAGGAGGUGGUGGGGGGGGCCGUCAACCGAAGCAGGACCAGGGACAACAGCCAAGCCUGCCGCCAUCGUUUUGUUCCCAUCUGCACGUCAUUCCGCUCGGUUUUCUGAUUCGCUGCUCGUCUCUGCGGUUUGAGGCGCGUUCGUCUCAAACGCCAUAAAUGCUGUCAUUGUGAAAACCGAGCAUCGAGAUUGUAAGAAAAGGAUUGAGUUAACUAUGCAGCUCUGCGUUCCCAGGAUUUAUGAUGCAGCAUGUUGAAAAUCUGGGUUUUUUUUUUUUUUUUUUUUUUAAACCAACAAUUUAAAUCUUAAUACAAUGUCUGGCUGCUUCAUCCACCCUCAUGUGUUGUAAUCCGUUCAUUAUAAUGGAUUAAAAACUAAAGAAUGUCCAACAGAUGUGUAUAUAAAUGAAAGAAAUCCUUUUGAGGAGGGAAAAAAUAAGAUUUUACUACAGUGUCGGUCAGCGUUUGUAAAAUAUGAGUUUUCCAUAUUUGACAUAGAAAUCCAGUAUUAUUGGCCACAGAGAGGGUUGAGUUGCCGGGAAAGAUCCUCAGAUCGGGUCGGUGUUGCAGCAUCACAGAGACAGAAGUGUUUCCUCCAGUUUCGAGGAGUUUUGCUGAAAAUCUGAGUAUUUCCAGAGAAUUCCAGAGAAUGUCAAAGUCUCUCCACCGCUUCGGACCGGUCCGGUUUCCCCUCAGAAAGUUGCAGUCAUGCGAUUUCCUGAGUCGCUUGGCGCUUUGAUGUGGCUGCGUUUUUGCAGCCGACGGCGACGUGUUUGACUCCCCACGGCGUUUUGCUCUGCCUGUAGCUGACAGACGCACCUAAAGCCAUACAGCUCGACUCGACGGCAGCAGGGUCCGGAACAAAUCUGCAGCAUGUCGACGUGUCAGCACCCCGAUAUGAGCGUCAGAAAACUUGAUUUAUUUUUCCUUUUUUCUGGUCAAGCGAUGCCUCCGUCUGCCGACCCGUGCGUCCCUGACCCUGCUGUUGACCCCUGAACCCCCACCGAGCUGUAAUGAGGUUUAACCAAUCAGAUUAAGUAAAUGUGCGGGCGCAGAUUGCCUGCAACACUUUCUUUUUUUUAAAUGCCUGUUUUUUCUUUCUCCUGUUUUGUCUGUUUCGUUAGCGACCGCCUCAUUUACAAUCGCCUUUCUGUAAUGUGCCUAAACUAUGGAGAGGAAGAGUAUUCAUUUUAAUUUUGCCUUUCAUAUGAAACAUAUUCAAGCCUGAAAAGUAAAUAAAAUACUUAACUACUU
Molecule: messenger RNA, 6635 nt
Organism: Salarias fasciatus (jewelled blenny)
Lineage: Eukaryota; Metazoa; Chordata; Actinopteri; Blenniiformes; Blenniidae
Gene: plcg1
Product: phospholipase C, gamma 1
Exons: 33
Coding region: 361-4329 (1322 amino acids)
Biological process (GO): release of sequestered calcium ion into cytosol; phosphatidylinositol metabolic process; phosphatidylinositol-mediated signaling
Cellular component (GO): ruffle membrane
Molecular function (GO): phosphatidylinositol-4,5-bisphosphate phospholipase C activity; protein binding
Source: RefSeq, a predicted model, not a curated record